CACUAUUUUAUGACUCUGUCCCUUGUCCAUUCCUUCAUCCCCACCUUUCCAUUCCUUCCACCUUUCCAUUCCCAUGAACCAAUCCAGUCCUCUCCGCGAGUCCUCCAGUGAAGAUGCAAUAACUAAGAAGCGCACCCGGGUCACUCCUGGCCAACUCACCGUUCUCGAAGAAACCUUCAUUGCAACUGCGACACCAGACAACAAGAUGCGCAAACAAUUGGCUCACCAAUUGCAGAUGCCCGAGCGAUCAAUUCAAAUCUGGUUCCAAAACAGAAGAGCAAAGGUAAAAAUGCUUCAAAAACGAGACCUGUUGCGAGAAGAGCAAGAGGCUACCAGAGCACGAAUGUAUGCCAAAGCAUCGUCAUACAAGUCUUCUUGGUAUCCUUCUCUUGGCUACAACCGUCCUCAGGUCAAGAUGCCUAUUCAGCGGGCCUGGAGCACAGAUAACCAGCCUCUCCCACCAUCCAUUCCCAACUUUUACCCUUUCUUGGUCGACGAUAUAUCAACACCAAGUAUGGCACCUUUUGAUACCAUGUCCACCCGCAAUCUCUACUCUAUAUCCCCUUCGCCUUCCCUUUACCCCAUGCACAUAUCCGACAACCGCCAAAGAAGAACAGCAGAUAGUGAACUAUCCAUCCAAAGCCAGCCCAAUAUUUCGGUCAAUUCACCUUCACAUCUCAUUACCGUCAACACCGUAACCGUAGGUAGCUGGCACCGAAUGAAAAUCGACCGCGAAGACCUCCUCUGCCAGUGCGAUUUCCGUGAUCGAACCCUGACAUGGUUUAUCCGAGACAGUGUCUAUAACUUCAAAAUGGUCCUUCCAUUCGAUAUUAUCUCUGUGAUGCGACUAAGUAUUCUCGAAGACAGUAUACUAGCCACAAUUGAUAUCGACCUUAUCGAACCACCGAUGUUUUAUAUGGAGAAUGGCGGUACAGACAUGACAAACGGUGGUUUCAAUUGGAUACAAUGCAGUGAUUUCACAGAGGGUAUACAGGCUACCUGUAUUCUGCGCCAUACCCUUCAAGGCCUGGCAGUUGACCUGAGACGAGAGAUGUUAGCCAUGGCAGGAGCGGAUGAACAACUCUGUCAGAUCAUGCGUUUCCCUACCCAACAAGACCCCCAAAUGUCCCAAUUCGACCAAAUGCUGGCACAAAACUGGAGACACCAAAGUGUACCAGUUCAUGGAUUUCAACCUCUUUAAUUGUUCAUUUUUUUUAUUUACUUCCAUAUUAUUAUUUUUGGAUAUGUUCAUAGUGCAUUUCUUGUUUCUUUUUUCUUAUGUCUGCCCUUCUAUCAUUCACAAUCCCCCUUACUCAUUCUUUAGAACUCCCUCAUCCCAACAUGAAACAUCACGCAACAACUACAGUAUAAAGACAUUUGAAGUCUACAUUAUGUUCAUCUCUGAAAACAAAGACAAAAAAAUACCUUUGAGAGCACACUUUAUAAUGAGUGUUAUGAUUGUCUAGAGAGGUUAAAUAAACACGAGGUUCUGACCUUGCUAUCCUCUUGUUCUUCCUACAAUCUUAUUACUGCUCAAACUGCCGUUUAUUACAACUAUAAUUACAGAGCUUAUUACUCGUACCACCAUCUU
Molecule: messenger RNA, 1591 nt
Organism: Phycomyces blakesleeanus NRRL 1555(-)
Lineage: Eukaryota; Fungi; Mucoromycota; Mucoromycetes; Mucorales; Phycomycetaceae
Product: Homeodomain-like DNA binding domain-containing transcription factor
Exons: 2
Coding region: 74-1201 (375 amino acids)
Biological process (GO): regulation of transcription by RNA polymerase II
Cellular component (GO): nucleus
Molecular function (GO): RNA polymerase II cis-regulatory region sequence-specific DNA binding; DNA-binding transcription factor activity, RNA polymerase II-specific
Source: RefSeq, a predicted model, not a curated record